Molecule: messenger RNA, 771 nt
Organism: Cladophialophora carrionii CBS 160.54
Lineage: Eukaryota; Fungi; Ascomycota; Eurotiomycetes; Chaetothyriales; Herpotrichiellaceae
Exons: 1
Coding region: 1-771 (256 amino acids)
Cellular component (GO): intracellular anatomical structure
Source: RefSeq, a predicted model, not a curated record
AUGCGAGCCAUCAUCCCCCCAACCGACACAGAAUACGUCUCGUCGCUCCUCUCAUCUCCGCCCCGACCACACACACCCGCCAUCAUGUCGACGAUCACGACGCUAAACCUCCAAGACCACAUCGAAGGCGGCCACUUUGUCGAAACAGACCGCGACCCGCUCCGCGUGCCAAACCCGUUCAAGUCCCGCGCGCAGGUACCUAACGCCACAGCCCAGGAUCCCGCCCCGGAGGAUACCCGCAACGCGUCCACGACGAUCUAUUACCUCGUCACGCCGCGCAGUCCCGUCGGCUACUUCCACAGGAACCGCGCCCGCACCGUGCAUACCUUGCACUGGGGCCGAGGGCGGUAUGUCGUCUUGCAUCAUGUCGAUCGGGCGUCUGCUGCCCCCUCCUCCUCCUCUCCGUCUGGAGAAGCAGCUGUCCCCGGGAAAGUCAAAGUCGAGGUCGAGACGUUCGUCGUGGGCAAGGAUCUCGCGCGCGGCGAGAGGUUGCAGUGGAUCGUGGAGGGGGACAAGUUCAAGGCCUCGUUUCUGCUGCCUGAUGAAAACGAAAAUGAGAAUGGCGACGGGACGGCGGGUGAAAGCGAAAAGGGCUGUCUGAUCAGUGAGACGGUCGUGCCUGGGUUUGAGUAUGCUGACCAUGAUUUCUUGACGGCCGAGCAGUUCGUCGAGAGUCUCGACGCGGACGCGAGGGAGGAGUUGAAAUGGUUGGUGAGGCGGGACGAGCGGGAACGCUUGGACGAGGUGGUGAACGCCAUGAGGUUAACCUGA